CUUCGCCAUCGUCACGUAGAAUGGAAAAGACACGAUGGAGAUUGAUCCGUACGUGAUAAAAACUAUGUCUCAAUGGAAUGGGGGCAAAAAUGCUAGGCAACUAUUUCCCGCCAUUAUGUCACCAGUAAAGAUUAAUGUCAUAUCGGAAAAAAUGUCCUUGGAUGAGUUUGACAAAAUACCUUUGUCGAAAUCUUUGGGAUUCUCAACAAGGAAGAAUUUUGGUCAAAUAUUGAAAGAAGCUAAAUUUGGACAUGAUUAUGUAGAAUUAUACAAUGAAAUGAUGAAAUCCAGCCAAGAAUCCAGUGGACUAGAAGAUAUUGCAGAAGAUGACUCUGACAUAGCAUCUGACCUCACGAGACUGAAACGUAUAACAGACAAUCGAAGACAUGCCCGUAUGAAAUCAUCAGUUGGCCGCAGACGUGCUCGAUCCCAAGCGCUGCGGAGAGAAAAACUUAAUAGUCAAAGUUUAAGGAGUCAUCGAGAACAUUCUAGACAUACCAGUAUAGAAAAUAAGUUUAUGAUAUAAUAAAUACUACAAUACUGCCAAAA
Molecule: messenger RNA, 549 nt
Organism: Melitaea cinxia (Glanville fritillary)
Lineage: Eukaryota; Metazoa; Arthropoda; Insecta; Lepidoptera; Nymphalidae
Exons: 3
Coding region: 35-526 (163 amino acids)
Source: RefSeq, a predicted model, not a curated record